GGUCUCUGCGGAGGGCGGGGCGGCGAGGCGCGUCCUUUACCUGGGCUGCGCGGGCGUGGACGGGCGGACACCGGGACUCAGCGGCCCCCCGGUGAGCCCGGUUCGCCGUGCAGCUGGCGGUUCUCACCGCAGGUGGGAGGAGGACUGAGCGACGGCUUGCUCCCCCUUUGUUGUAAACUGGACCCCACUGGGGACCCCGCUGGCUCGUCCUAGCCGGUUUCUCUUCCAGUAGCUGGGGGACCGUCCCCACUUGCUCACUCUUUGCGUCUUUCUGUACGUUCCAUCCACUUGGCAAAGAAAAGCUCUGGUUCAGUCUUGGUUUUCUUGCACUUAGUGGUUUUCGUUGGUUGCUAUGCUGCUGUUUGGGGCACAGAGAAACUCUGAUAACAGAAGACAAAUGUUUGUUUAAAAAUAAAGACAACCCACUGAAGCACCGCAGAAAACCUGUCCAUGCCUUCCCCCAGGCUCGGACUGUCUUGCUGGGUGACCCUAGGAACCUUGGCCAGCCUUCCACUGUCUGUUGGAUUCUGAAGAAUAACAAGCAUUAAGCCAAAGGUGGUGGUGGAGGCAGCAAAGAUUGGCAGCUGGCUUUCUGCCAGACCCAGAGCCCACGAGGGGCAGAAGGAAGUCUAGGGCUGCUUGAAGGAAGUAGAGGGCCAAGGGCUAUACAGGUGUGAGCCUGAAACGGUGGCUGGUGAAUCUAUCUGCCUUUUGUCAUCACCUCAGAGCUGCUGAGUUAAGAUGCUGAACUCUUGCUCCAGUGGAACCCAGCUGAUAGGAGCAUGAGGAAUUGGGCAGAAGUGCCCUUGUGGUGACCGCAAAGGAGAUGGGGCCCUCAAGAGCAGUGCUUCUGGUAGCUCGUGAUCUGGCUUAGCAGUACUGAGUCCAUAUCUGCGCUGCUCCUGGCAGAACUUCUAGAAACUUCUGGGGGCCGUCUGCCCAGCUCCAUGGAGCUCCAGUGCCUUGCUAAGAAAAGCAGCCGGGCCAACCUGUGUGACAUCAUGGACUGGGCUGCAGAAGGGCCUCUUGGGGACCGGGAAGGGGCGGCCUCCAUCAGAGCUGCUCUGUGCUGUCAGAAACGCUGCAAGUCCGUACCAAGAGCAGACGUGAUGGAAAGAUCUAGACAUCGCCCCUCCCUAGAACCCCACUCCUCCUCCCAGCAGGACAGCACUAUUCAGCCAGCCUUCUUCCCUGAAGGACCUCCUGGGAACAGCCAGAUGACAUCAGAACAGAAAGUCUGCCACUGCUGCAGCCAGGAGCUAGACACUUCUCUCACCUAUGUAGAUGAGAAUGUCAACCUGGAGCAGCGAAUCCAGAGGUCCACUUCAGCAAAGGGGGGUAAUUGGCCUGGAGACCUUGGCUGGGGAAAUCCAAAUGAAUGGUCCCAGGAGGCUGCCGUGUCUUUGAUAUCUGAAGAUGAAGACGACACAAGUUCAGAAGCCACCUCUUCAGGGAAAUCGGUGGACUACGGCUUCAUCAGUGCCAUCUUGUUCUUAGUCAUUGGCAUCUUGCUAGUGAUCAUUUCUUACAUUGUCCCCCGGGAGGUGGCUGUGGAUCCCAGCACGGUGGCAGCCCGGGAGAUGGAACGCCUGGAGAAAGAGAGUGCGAGGUUGGGGGCUCACCUGGACCGCUGUGUGAUUGCUGGGCUCUGCCUCCUCACUCUCGGAGGCGUUGUUCUGUCCUGUUUGCUGAUGAUGUCUGUGUGGAAGGGGGAGCUUUAUCGGCGAAGCAGAUUUGCUUCUUCCAAAGAGUCUGCAAAACUCUACGGUUCUUUCCACUUUAGGAUGAAAACCAGCACUCAUGAAAAUGCCCUGGAACUGUCCUUGGUAGAGGAAGAUGCUCUUGCUGUACGGAGUUAACUCUGACUGAACUUCUUGGGAGUCUGCCUUGGCAUUUUAUAUAAAAACUUUUUCUUAAAAUUAAUAAUGUGACUUAUUUCCCCAGCAAGAAAAGUUUAUUUCACAAACCAACAACCAGCCAGUGAGUGUUUUGUUCUCCGAGUAUCUUCUGUUUAGAAGAAAAGUCAUGUAAAAUGCAUAAGAAACCACAACCAGCCACACCUAGCUUUCUGAGAGUUGUAAACCAUUAAUCUGUAAUGGCCAUGAGCUUCUAUUUGUAUAGCAAAAUAAUUCUAAUGACCCAAUAUACAAGUGGUGUCUUUUGUAAAACUGUAGUAUUCUUCAGGUGUACGUGGAAGUUGUACAUAUAAUGGGAUCGAUUGGCAAUCUGUUUUGUGAAAAACAAGCACUAAUCACAUAGUAAACCAUACAUUUAAUUCUCAGAGGUGCUUAUCUGUUUUCUUGCUGGAUUUUUCGUGAUAUAAUUUGGCUAAAUACUAAAAUACAGAUGUUUGAGUGUGGAUAUUGUGAAGCUUGAGAAUGUUGGGUUAUUUUUAAACUAUAAAAAUGUUUAAAUUAAAUUAUUUAAAUUAAAUUAAUUAUUAAAUUUAACAUUUUAAUUUAAAUUAUUUAAUUAUUAAAUUAAAAAUUAACAUUAAAUAAUUUAAUUAUUAAAUUAAAAAAUUUAAAUUAUUCCUGUAUUUAGAAAUGGCAACUAUGUUAUUAGAGUAAAAUUUCUAAUAAAAACUUUAUGAAUCAUAAGACCAGUGUAAAAUAAACCUGCAGUAUUAGUACCACAUAUUUGCCAUUGUCCCAUGCGAAGUAAAAGUGGUUGCUGAUAUAAA
This is a messenger RNA of Heterocephalus glaber (naked mole-rat), 2683 nucleotides long. Lineage: Eukaryota; Metazoa; Chordata; Mammalia; Rodentia; Bathyergidae. The record is from RefSeq and is a predicted model, not a curated record.